AAACGUAAAUAAAUACAAUAAUGGACGAAGUGGAUAAAAUAAUUAUGCACCAGCUGCAGCAAAUCGAUGACAGCAUCGAGCCCACGGAUCAAUUGGCAAAUUUCACACCGGAACAGGUAGUACGUGCCGUUUCUAGCUGUUUGCUGGAAAUCAAUCCUUCGAUGCAGGAGCUGCCACGAUUCUUGCCAGGUGGAGCUAUGGCUCAGCGUUUCAGUGUGGCAACUACAUUGGCUGAGCGCUGCAAGGACCAGGGUUAUCGUGGUGAUAUUGGCUACCAGAUAUUUCUCUACCCCAACGCCGUGGAGCUGCGUCGCCUGCUAAUGCAUUUAAUUGAGCGUCUGCCACGCGAGCGACAACAAUUAGAUUUAUCCGAUAAGUCCCAUUCCCUAAGUGCCCGAGAGCAACUGCAGCGGGAAGUGCGUAGGCAGCUUUCGGAGCAAUUGAAAUCGCCUUGGGUGCCUCAGUAUUGCCGCACUGUGGCGAAUAGAAGGAGGCAAGGAUGCAGCUGCCAGUGCAUUGAGUUCAAACCACACCUUAAUCUAAAUGUGCCUGGAGCCAAUUUCUUGGACCGUAGCAAGGAAGUGCAACAAUAUUUCGAACAGCUGGCGCCCAAUCUAUUCCAACAAGUGGAUGGCAGCGCUUUCGAUCUCAUUGCCUCGGUGCUGCACAAAAAUGAUUUGGAACGCUGCGGGGAGCAGGUUCCAAAGGCUGUGAUGGCUAUGCCGACAAAAGAGGAGGUGGAGGAGGUGGCACCUAGUCCUGCUCCGCUGCCAGUUGAGAAGCAAGUGACAAACAGUGCGGAGACGGCGGCAACCCCAGUGCAGCAGCUGACGGAUGAAGUGCAGCAGCUGCGGUCGCAAUCCGAACUAUUGUUAAAGCAGCGCAAGACGUUGAGCAACUGCAUCGCUGCAUUAAAGGCCCGGGAAUCUGCAGCCGAGCUGGAUCUAGAGCGUUUGCAAGCUGUGGCAAAGCUGCACGAGCGCAGUUCCCUGGUGCUGGCGGAGCCGGAGCAAAACGUGGCCAAGCUCGAAGCGCUGCUGCAAGCAACAAAAGCGAAGCGACAGACGUUGACGCAACAGUGGGAAGACUAUCGUAAUCCCCUACUGAAAACUCUAGAAAGCCUUAAGUCAGCGAAGGAAACGCAGCAAGUGCAGCGUGUGCGCCUGGACAUUGAACAGCUGGAGCAAGAACUGCUGGCCAGAACACAGCUGCACAACGAACUGACCCUGCGCAGUGCCACACAAACGCAGCUGGCGCCGCGCAAGGAAUACACUCGACGCAUUCACGAAUUCAUUGGAAAUAUACGCAAGCAGCGUGAGGACAUCUUCCGAGUGCUCGACGACACACGGCAGCUGCAGAAGCAGCUCAAUGUGGUUGCAGCGCAGCUGGAACGUCAAUUCAACUACACAGAUGAUUUGCUCUUCCAGAGCGCCAAACAUGAUCUGCACGCAAAGAAGGCAUACAAGUUGCUCGCACAGCUACAUGGGCAUUGUAGCGAGCUGGUCGAGUGUGUCUCGAACACGGGCAGCGUUAGUAAAGAGAUACGCGAGCUGGAGGUCCAGAUUGACAGUGAGAAGAUGAAGAAUGUGCUAAUCAGUCUGCAGCAAAUAACAGGCGACAUUCAAAAGUUCGAACAGCACAUUCAGGAGCUGCAAACGCAAAUACGCACAGUGGAGAAUGCAAUAACAAUCGCUUAACAAUAACAAUAACAAUAACAAUAACGAUAAACGAUUAGCGAUAUUAGUAUAUUACCAUAUUACUUAUGUAUUAGUGCCAAUUAAAACAGAUCACUCUCGCAUAGCGUAGUUUCUUGUAGCCAAUUCUCAAUAUUUAUGCAUUUUUUUGUAAAACGCUAAAUAAACG
This is a messenger RNA of Drosophila hydei, 1863 nucleotides long. Its product is annotated as coiled-coil domain-containing protein 22 homolog. The record is from RefSeq and is a predicted model, not a curated record. NCBI's taxonomy places the organism in Eukaryota, Metazoa, Arthropoda, Insecta, Diptera, Drosophilidae. Gene Ontology annotation, molecular function: cullin family protein binding. The coding region runs from base 21 to 1697 and encodes 558 amino acids. The transcript has a single exon. Gene Ontology annotation, biological process: positive regulation of ubiquitin-dependent protein catabolic process.